Molecule: messenger RNA, 717 nt
Organism: Trichoplax adhaerens
Lineage: Eukaryota; Metazoa; Placozoa; Uniplacotomia; Trichoplacea; Trichoplacidae
Exons: 1
Biological process (GO): proteolysis
Molecular function (GO): serine-type endopeptidase activity
Source: RefSeq, a predicted model, not a curated record
AGAAUUGUAGGCGGCGUUGAAGCUAAAAAACAUUCUAUUCCAUGGCAAGUCAUGGUAUCUAAAGGAAAUAGCCUUUGUGGUGGUAGCCUAUUAAAUAAAUUCUGGGUAGUUACUGCUGCACAUUGCCUGCCAUCAUCAACAUCCAGUGCUAACACUGUUACUGUCAGAUUAGGUAAACAUAAGCUUAUCAGUGAACCUAAUCAACAAGAUAUAGUGGCGGCGGCUAUCUAUAUCCAUCCUCAAUAUUCAACCUCAAGUAAAGACAUCGGAUUGAUUAAAUUAUCACGAGCAGCUACUCUAUCUGAUCAGGUUACCUCAAUAUGUCUGCCGAAAUCUACCGAUAAUUUUCCACCAAAUGAAAACUGUGUUGCGUCUGGUUGGGGUAGCAUGGCUUUUGGUGGGAAUUUGCCUACUGCAUUGCAAAAAGUUGUCGUCCCUAUUGUUAGCAAUCCCAUUUGUAAUCGACCAGAAUCUUAUAAUGGUGGUGUUGCUAGUCACAUGUUAUGUGCAGGUUUCGGUAAUGGCGGUAAAGAUGCAUGCCAAGGUGACAGUGGCGGACCUUUAUUCUGUAAAACACCUAAUGGACUUCAUAACCAAUGGUCAUUAGUUGGUCUUGUCAGCUGGGGCGAUGGAUGCGCUAAGCCAAAUAAAUAUGGCGUUUAUACAAGAGUUACCGAUUUUGUCGAUUGGAUUGGACAAACUAUCGCAGCAAAUUAA